Messenger RNA from Ictidomys tridecemlineatus (thirteen-lined ground squirrel), 4483 nucleotides. RefSeq names its product myosin XIX (gene Myo19). Gene Ontology annotation, molecular function: ATP binding; actin filament binding; microfilament motor activity. The record is from RefSeq and is a predicted model, not a curated record. Gene Ontology annotation, biological process: actin filament organization. Lineage: Eukaryota; Metazoa; Chordata; Mammalia; Rodentia; Sciuridae. Gene Ontology annotation, cellular component: myosin complex; actin cytoskeleton; membrane.
CAGCCCAGAUCCGAAAUCUGUAGCGGCCCUGAAAGGUCAGGGAGGCCAGUUUUUCCUACUGGGCCAUGGUAGAGGGGGCAUCUUCCCCUCUCCUCUCUAAAUUGCCGUUUUCUUUCCAUCUUCCCUUUUCUUUUUGACAUUCUCGUGUCCCAGGAGGAGGCAGCCCAGUUCUCCCAGUUCUCGUGGUCCUUGUCCAAAACAAGGACCUUUCACGGUCACUUUCCACCUUGCCUGCGCGGGGCGGGGGAGGAGUCCCAGCUUGGGUCCCGGCGCCUGCUCCUCUCCCAGCCCUAUCCAAGCACUGGGGAGGGGCGUUUGGUCCCGGGAGGGGUCAAAAGAGCCACGCCCUGGCCGAGGUUGCGUCCACCUUCGUGGGAAGGACACACUCUGCCGGUGCCAGGUGCUUUCGGCGCGGCAUCUUAGCCGUGGCACCAUGGGCAUAUCGCCCAGUUCCCGCCACGAACCUGGGGCGGGGCCAACUGAUCUCUCAAGACCCUUACUCAGCUCUUCUCCGCGGCGCCCUCCCACUGCUCUGGGAGCCAAGAAAGAAACUGAGGCCGGAUAGGAGGAGGAGCUGGUGAUCAAGUUGCCACUUGCCUUGACUUGUUGUUUCACCUAUUCAUUACUCCCUUCUGCCCACUGUGGUCACGCCCUUUUCAGAAAUUCGUGGUAACCACGAACUGAAGGAGCUGAAGCAGCCCGGAGAACUGGAGAAAACCGCUCUAAUCUGACGACUUCAGCUAAAAGCUGACGCUACAUGAGGGAAGAGAAGGAAUGAGUCACCCUGGAGAAGCUCUCAUCUGUGCGUGGCCCUUGUCUUCUCUCUCAUGCCACAGACUUUGGGAUGACUUCUCUGAGAUCCCUCCAGACCUGAGCCCUUUGCUAGAGCCAUGCUGGUGGCCCAGUGACGAGGUGAUUAGCACUCCUUGUGCCUGCGACCCAGGACCCUGGCUCACCACAGUGAAGCAGGAUGCUCCAGCAGUUGAAUGGCCACAGUUCCAGCUCUCAUGACCAAAGCAGAGUGUCCCUCAGAGAAGACAUACAAGAGUUCCUGAGUGGGGAGGCCCCAUUGCACCAGUUAGAUGACCUCACCAAGGUGAAUCCUGUGACACUGGAGACAGUUCUAAGGUGCCUGCAGGCCCGGUACAUGAUGGACACAUUCUACACCAAUGCUGGCUGCACCUUGGUAGCUUUGAACCCCUUCAAGCCUGUCCCUGGGCUCUACUCUCCAGAAAUGAUGAGAGAAUACCAUGCUGCAUCUCAACCCCAGAAACUGAAACCCCACAUCUUCACUGUGGGUGAACAGACCUACAGGAAUGUCAAGAGCCUGAUUGAGCCAGUUAACCAGUCCAUUGUGGUCAGUGGAGAGAGUGGUGCUGGAAAGACAUGGACGUCCCGCUGCCUGAUGAAAUUCUAUGCUGUCGUAGCUACCUCACCCACUUCCUGGGAGAACCAUAAGAUUGCCGAGAGGAUCGAACAGCGGAUCCUGAAUUCCAACCCUGUCAUGGAAGCUUUUGGGAAUGCAUGUACGCUGAGGAAUGACAACAGCAGUCGCUUUGGGAAGUUCAUCCAGCUCCAGCUGAACAGGGCCCAGCAGAUGACAGGAGCUGCAGUCCAGACCUACCUCCUAGAGAAAACUCGUGUGGCCUGCCAGGCUUCCAGUGAGAGGAACUUCCACAUCUUCUAUCAGAUAUGCAAAGGAGCCAGUGAGGAGGAGAGGGUCCAGUGGCACCUCCCCAAGGGAUCUACCUUCUCCUGGCUGCCCAACCCAGAGAGAAUUUUGGAAGAGGAUUGUUUUGAGGUGACCAGAGAGGCCAUGCUCCAUUUGGGCAUCGAUACCCCCACCCAGAACAACAUCUUUAAGGUCCUAGCUGGACUGCUACACCUUGGCAAUGUCCAAUUUGCAGACUCAGAGGAUGAAGCCCAGCCCUGCCAACUGACGGAAGAGGCCAAGUGCUCUGUCAGGACAUCAGCCUCGUUACUGCAGCUCCCAGAGAACAUGCUGCUGGAGACAUUGCGGAUUAGAACCAUCAGGGCAGGCAGGCAGCAGCAGGUGUUCCGGAAGGCCUGCUCCCGAGCUGAGUGUGACACCCGCAGAGACUGUCUGGCCAAACUGGUCUAUGCACGGCUGUUUGACUGGCUGGUGUUGGUGAUCAACAGUAGCAUCUAUGCAGACCCCGACUCAUGGACCACUUUCAUAGGUCUGCUGGAUGUGUAUGGAUUUGAGUCAUUUCCUGACAACAGUCUGGAACAGUUGUGCAUCAACUAUGCCAAUGAGAAGCUACAGCAACACUUUGUGGCUCACUACCUCAGGGCUCAGCAGGAGGAAUACGCAAUGGAAGGCCUGGAGUGGUCAUUUGUCAAUUACCAGGACAACCAGACCUGCUUGGAUCUCAUCGAGGGAAGCCCUAUCAGCAUCUGCUCCCUCAUAAACGAGGAGUGCCGCCUAAAUCGGCCAAGCAGUGCAGCCCAGCUCCAGACACGCAUUGAGAGUGCCUUGGCAGGCAGCCCCUGCUUGGGCCACAAUAAGCUCAGCCGGGAGCCCAGUUUUGUGGUGGUGCAUUUUGCAGGGCCUGUGCGGUACCACACAGCAGGCCUGGUGGAGAAGAACAAGGACCCCGUCCCUCCUGAACUGACUGGGCUCUUGCAGCAAUCCCAGCACUCCUUACUCACUGUGUUGUUUCCUACUGACCCCAAAGAGAAGACCCAGGAAAAACCCUCUGGCCAGAACAGGACCCCUGCAUUGACUGUGGUGUCCAAGUUCAAGGCUUCCCUGGAGCAGCUCCUGCGGAUCCUACAGAACACCACACCCCACUACAUUCGCUGUAUUAAGCCCAACAGCCAGGGCCAGCCACAGAGCUUCCUCCAAGAGGAGGUCCUGAGCCAACUGGAGGCCUGUGGCCUUGUAGAGACCAUUCAUAUCAGUGCUGCUGGCUUCCCCAUUCGGGUCUCUCAUCAGAACUUUAUGGAACGAUAUGAGUUACUGAGAAGGCUCUGUCCUCGAGCAUCCUCAAGUUUCCAUAACCCAUACUCUGCCAAAGAGCACUCUGAACAGCCACCACAGGGUGAGGCGGCCACACUGCAGACUCUCCUCCAGGACAUUCUCCACAUUCUGCCAGCACUAACUGGGACAGCAGCCACACCUGUUGAUUCAGCUGAGUGCACACCAGCUCCACUGCAGUGUGGCAGGACCAAGGUGUUCAUGACUGACUUCAUGCUAGAGCUUCUGGAAAACGGACGUACGCAGGUACUGGAGCAGUGUGCCCGCUGCAUCCAGUGUGGCUGGAGACAACACCAGCGUAGAAAGCAGAAGAGGCAGAGGCGAGCUGCCACCCUCAUUCAGGCAGCCGUUCGUUCCUGGUUAACUCGGAAAUACAUCCAGAGGCUGCACAUAGCAGCCACAGUCAUCAAGCACGCAUGGCAGAAGUGGAGAAUCAGAAUGGCCUUCCUUGCUUCUAAAGAACUGGAUGGUUUGGAAGAAAAACACUUUUCCCAAGCUCAUGGUUCCCCGAACUCCUCUCCACUGCCCCCAAUGCAGACCAGGCUUCUAGGGGCAAUAAUCCGGCUUUGGCCUCUAGGACUAGUCCUGGCCAAUGCAGCUGUGGGUAUACGCGGCUUUCAGAGAAAACUGGUAGUCCAUGCCUGCCUCCAGCUUCCCUUAAGCAGCUCCAGGAGCUCCAGUGUCCAGACAGCACAACAAGACCAGGCUGGUGUCAGGUCCAUCCGAGCACUACCUCAGGGCUCGAUAAGGUUUCACUGCAGAAAGUCUCCACUGCGCUACGCCGACACCUGCCCUGAACCUUCACCCUCUAGUGUUACUGGCUUUAAUCAGAUUCUGCUAGAAAAACACAGGCCAAUCCAUGUGUGACCUCUUCUCACCCUCUGCUCUUACCUGGCUGAGUGAUCUGUAGUGCCUUUGUUUCCAUGAGGCCUUUUCCUGCCAGAUGCCUUGCCAAAGACAUUUAAUCACACAACUGCCAAACUAUCCCACAGCAAUUGUAAACGUAUGCACGUGAAACAACUACAGGCUGCAAGGCCCAGGCCUGUAGCCCAAGCACUAAGAGGUGUGAGAGUUGCUAGUGAUUAAGCCAGGAUUCAGGCCACAGAGAACUUACCAUUUCACUCACUACUUCAUGGAUCAAACUCAGUAGCAGAUGAGGCUGUUUUAGAGUUUGAUCUGUCACUACAGUGGGGCACCCAUUCACCCACAAGCACUUUAGAAAACAGGCAAACAUGAGCUUUAGAACUUUGGCUGGGAAAAACUGCAUUUAGUUCCUCAAAGGAACAAAACCUUAUUUAAUAAGUUGUUGACUUAUUUAAUUUCAAACAAUCAAAUCAGGGACCAAGGACAAUGAACAAUGCAAUGUACAAGAGAACCCACCAUAUCUUGAUUUUACUUAGUAACACUGAUCAGUUUUCAACUGAAAUAAGUAUGAAACAUGACCAAUAAGUUAUGUACCAAAAAUAAAACAUUUGAAAACAA